This is a messenger RNA of Leptonychotes weddellii (Weddell seal), 2755 nucleotides long. The record is from RefSeq and is a predicted model, not a curated record. NCBI's taxonomy places the organism in Eukaryota, Metazoa, Chordata, Mammalia, Carnivora, Phocidae.
AGACCAAGGCUAUGGCAACCAGGAGAAGCCAAACUUGGUCCUUCCUCUCGAACCGCGUAGGGGUCCCGGGAAAGCGGCCGGAAUCCGCGCGGCGUUCAUGGCGCUUUACGAGCUCUUCUCUCACCCGGUGGAGCGCGGCUACCGCGCGGGGCUCUGCUCCAAGGCCGCUCUGUUCCUGCUGCUGGCCGCCGCGCUCACGUACAUCCCGCCGCUGCUGGUGGCCUUCCGGAGCCACGGGUUUUGGCUGAAGCGGAGCAGUUACGAGGAGCAGCCGACCGUGCGCUUCCAGCACCAGGUGCUGCUCGUGGCCUUACUGGGACCGGAGCGCGGCGGGUUCCUGGCCUGGAGCACGUUCCCCGCCUUCAACCGGCUGCAGGGGGAUCACCUGCGCGUCCCGCUGGUUUCGACUCGAGAAGAAGACAGGAACCAGGAUGGGAAAAUGGACUUGUUACAUUUUAAACUGGAACUUCCCCUGCAGUCCACGGAGCACGUUCUCGGUGUGCAGCUCAUCUUGACUUUCUCCUACCAAUUGCACAGGAUGUCCACAUUCGUGAUGCAGAGCAUGGCGUUUCUCCAGUCCUCCUUUGCUGUUCCAGGGUCCCAGUUGUAUGUGAACGGGGACCUGAGGCUGCAGCAGAAGCAGCCUCUAAGCUGCGGUGGCCUCGAUGUCCGAUACAAUGUGUCUGUAAUCAAUGGGACCAGCCCUUUUGCCUAUGACUACGACCUCACCCAUGUUGUUGCUGCUUACCAGGAAAGGAAUGUAACCACCAUUCUGAUGGACCCCCACCCCAUCUGGCUGGUGGGAAGGGCAGCCGAAGCUCCAUUUGUGAUUAACGCUGUCAUCCGAUACCCGGUGGAAGUCAUUUCAUAUCUCCCAGGAUUCUGGGAAAUGAUAAAGUUUGCCUGGAUCCAGUAUGUCAGUAUCCUGCUUAUCUUCCUGUGGGUGUUUGAAAGAAUCAAAAGAUUUGUGUUUCAAAAUCAGGUGGUGACCACGAUCCCUGUCACAGUCAUGCCCCAGGGAGAAGUGUAUAAGGAGCACUUAUCAUAAGAAGACCAUUUCUGAGAACUAAGCAGGAUCCUGGCUACCUCAUUGUUGUCUUCUGAGAACUGCCAUCUUAAGUUUUUGCCAAGAGCCUGUGGACACAUGCCGGUGUGUGUACUUUUCCUACCAGAGACAAAGGACAAUCCUUUCUCACUUUUCUCUACACAAAUCCAUAUCUUCUAAGCACCUACAGACUCAUCAGGGACUAGUUUGUGGAAACAUCCAAGGGUUCCGGAAGACUAUAAUUUGCUUUUUUUUUUUUUUUUUUUGCCUUAGGCUUGAAUUUCAGGAGAAAACUACAAUCAGUUCAGACCUCUUGGAAAGAGUGCCAUCUCUGGUCAAGCAAAGACUUUUCCUCUCUUGAACUGAGAAACACGCUCUGCAUUUCUUCCCACUAUUGUAAACCACAUUUUACUCUUUUCAGGGCUCUCUUGUGAGAGAUACGCAAAUCAGUAGCACUUUCCACUCCUGAGCAUCUAAAUUUCCCAUUCAGAACUUUGGUUUCCAGCACUGAGAGGCCUUGAAGGGGAGAAUGGGAGCGAGAGAAGGGGAGCGCUCAAGAGCACAUGCACGCACACGUGUGCGGGUGGGCGACUCCAGGGCAUGAGCACCAUCCACCUGCCCCUGGUCUAACAGACAGUCGUCUGUCAUCAGCUCAGCUGAGCGGCCCUUAUUCCCUGCCCUGCUGUGGCUGGCUUGUUGCCCUGCCUUUCGCCCUGUCUGUGGCCCCUGGAAUAGCAGGCUUCAGCCACAGUGCUGUUUCGUUCACAAUCCCCUCAGCAACAGUGGGGGAAGUAAGGAUUGUAACCACAGUCUCUUUCUCUCUGGCCCUCCUCCAACAGCCGGGACACUUGCCACUCCUCGUCCUUGACAGCCCUCCCCCUUCUCGAAAAGGACGUGGGUGACAGAGGAGCUCUUGUUGGUAUUCGCUGCCACCGCCAACAAGGACAGAGUUUAUUUGGAGGGCCAGCGGGAAACCCAGCUACUUGUAUUUCCCUUGAUGAAGGAACAGGGUGCCGAUCAGAGUGAGCGGCUUUGGGGAGGACACACAAGGUGCAGUGAGGGGAUAAAGGGGAUGCUCGCCUAGGCCACCUAAUCUGGCCUGGCCAUUAGCAGAAUGACACGCAGUCCAGAAGGUUUAUCCUCUUGCUUAAGUGAGCGUCUGCAGGAUGGGACGGCUGAAAUGGGCCUCUGUUGCACAUGGAAGACUAGUUCUCCAUUCUUGGCCUGAGGAGAUGAGCUGUCCUCAAAGGACAAAUGGAUCUACUUUAUGAUCCCAAGAUAUCAUUGGCACUGGAGACAUGCUUGCUCUGAUUCAUGCAUCAUGCCCACCCACAAACACACUCCUCACUAUAUGCCUCAGUUUACCUUGGAGAUGCAGUUCUCAUUUCCAAAGCACCUUUUCUUUCAGGCUGACCAAAAUAACAGCUCUUUUGAAGUAGUCAAGCACAAAAAUAGCUUACCACUGGCCCCUCUGCCUUUUCUUUUAAUAUCUAGGGCUGUUUAUAUACCUAAACAUUUUUUCUUGAGCUAUAAAUGAAAAAAAAACAAAACGGUCUCUGGUUUGAAUCACGAGAAGGUAAUGAGCUAUGGAAAGAUAGCUAAAGAUGUGACUAAACACUGCUUCGCGUUUUGUUAAAUUAUUUUAAUGCAAAAUUUGUAUAAAGAACCGUGAUGUUUUGUACCUUUCUAAUUAAAAUAUUCAAAAUGGAA